This is a messenger RNA of Pelecanus crispus (Dalmatian pelican), 1421 nucleotides long. The record is from RefSeq and is a predicted model, not a curated record. NCBI's taxonomy places the organism in Eukaryota, Metazoa, Chordata, Aves, Pelecaniformes, Pelecanidae.
CCAGCCCUCCGCAAGCUCUCUCCAUGAGCGAGCUACAGCAAAUAACUGAUGGCAUUUCCAAACUGACCACUGUGCACGAAACUGUACUCAACAGUGACUUCAAACUGCAAGCAGCCAGCUUCUCCCCAAAAAGCCUGGAAAAGGGAGUGAAGGAGACGUUGCACAAGGCCUUCUGGGACAGCCUGGAGGAACAGCUCUCUGCUAGUCCCCCAGACUACACUCGGGCAAUCCAGCUGCUGCAGGAGAUAAAAGAGGCCCUGCUGUCAGUACUGCUGCCAUGGCACAACCACCUGCGAAGCCAGAUUGAAGAGGCCUUGGACGUGGAGUUAAUUAGACAGGAGGCUGAGCACGGGGCUCUGGAUAUCUGCAGUCUCACCGUGUACGUCCUUGGCACAAUGGCAAGGCUGUGCGCGCCCAUUCGAGAUGAGGAAGUACGAGGGUUGCAAAGCCUCACAGACCCAGCUCAGCUUCUCAGGGAGAUUUUCCAGGUGUUGGGCCUGAGGAAAACGGAUAUGCUGAAUUUUAUCAUUCAGAGCCUCCGUACCCAUUUGCAAGACCACUCUGUCCAGUAUGAAUGGAAGAAAUUCCAGGAACUCUUGGAUAAGCUGCCUAAUAGCCUGGAUCGCAUAAGAGAGUGGCUGUGCAAAGCAGCAGCGGAAGCGUCCGUGUCCUCUUCACAGCCGUCUCCCCCCCCUGCAGUCGGCGGCUCAUCUGCCGCACGCUCGCCGGGGGCUGUCAGCGGUAGCCCCACUGUGCCCAGUCUUGCGUCCGUGCUAAAUCGAGGAUACGUGAAUCUGCUCUGCUGGGAGCCUGGGCAAAAGGAAUACCCUGAGAUGCUGGUUAUGGAUCAGGCCCGGCUGCAGGAAGUACAAGCGCAGGUGAAUCGGCUUACUGCCACAGCUGCUGUCCUGCUGGUGGCCAGCAGCGUGUGCGGAAGCACCUUACGUGGCUCACCUGAGUUUGUAGCUAGACUGAAACGGGUAACGAAGGUGCUCUUGGAAGGGCCGUCUUGUACCAGGUGUGAAGAAGCUUUAGAAGAGAUCAGCGACCAACUGCUCCAGGAAGGCUGCAGGACUCUCUUGCAGCUGGGUUACGCUGCUUUUACCACUGACAAAUAUGCUUCCCGGAAAGGCCAGAUAAAAGGCAUCGCGGACAAGAGCAACGCAGUCCGGCAUGUCAUCGAGCAGCAGAUUCAUUCCCUCCUCAGCCUUUUCGUUUCCCCUGAUGGACAGACUUCUCAAAAAGAUUUCCCAAAGGGCCUUGAUCCCAUUCAGGAAGAGCUGCUGGAAAUGGGGCGCAGGUUGGGAAGUGCGAUCCACCACAACAGGCAGGCGUUUGGACCUUUCUACUCGGGAAUUCUCAAGAAAGCCUUUCUCCCAGACGCAGAACCAGACUCAGACGCAGGGAUGGAUGCUUUCUGA